AUGUCUUUCGAGACCGCCCCCGCAAACCCCACCAAGAACUUUCAGACCAUCCUCGCUGGUCGCAAAUGCUACCGUCUCGAAAAGUAUACGCCCGCCGAGUCCAAGUCCCCCCGAGGCUUGACACGCUUCCCAAAUCGCAACAAGUUCAUCGCGGAGUACAUUCUCAAGAAAACCGGCGAGAUCCGGACGGCCAAACAAGUCGGCAGCCGCAUCCAGCAGCUGAGAGACACCAGUGCGGGCAAAACAAUCAUGAAGGCGAUUUCCGAUCGCCAUUAUGAGAUGAUGCAUCCCACCAGGCCGAGCGAGCCGCCGCAAGACAUGGGGAUGGCCGACGUCUACUUCAACGGGAACGGAGGCAUGCUUCCUCCCAUGAAUCAAGUCAUCCACGUGUACAUCAGCGUCCCUACGCCUUCCGCCGCCUGGACCGAGACGUACGGCCAGACGUCGCGCCAAACAGAGGUCAACAUCCUCUCAAGCUCGGCGUACUCUUGGGGCGAGCCCCGGCCUCUCCGGGCCAUCGACCCAACUGUGACGUUCACGUCUCCAGCCCCGAUGACCUUGUGGUCGAGUUUCACCGUUUAUUGCGGCUCGACGGUCAUGCACAUCGACCAACCUAAGGCGAUGAAGAUGCGCAUGACGGACGGGUUCGGCACGAGCUCCUACCUACACUGCGCAACGCUCGCACCCGGCUACUGGGAUACUCUCUGCACCUGUGCCGACCUGUCGCCGUACAUCAUCGUCCAGGAGAUCACCAAGCAGCCGGCCAACCCGACGCAGAAGCCGAUCCCAGUGAUGAUGAUCCACUACCACUUCAACACGACGAGCGCACCGCCGCUGUCGCCCUUCGCGCUUGCCGACGACGAUCUCGAGGUGGAUUACGAGAGCGACGAGAUGCUCCCACCCGCGACCGCCCACGCGCUCAGCACGAGCUCCGACUCGCCGUACCCCAGCGACCGCGACAGCUCGCCGUCGUACUCGAUCCCCGGCUUCUGCUCGCAGCCGCUGAGCCCGGUCGAGUGGACCUCGGCGACCCAGCCGGCCUGGGCGUACACGCACGGCCAGGGCCAACACCACAGUCAGCAGCUUCCCCUACCCCUGCCCCACCCCACCGUGUCGGCGGGGAGCAGCAGCAGCCAGGCUUCUGCUUCGCAGCUUGCGCCGUCCGGGUACGCCAGCGCGGGUGGGGCGUAUGGCAUGCCCCCGGUGGCGCCGCAGCACCAGUCGCGAGGGUACCACUCCGCGUUCUGAGUUCUGAGCCUGCUGUCGUGGGCUGGUGUCUCGAGUUUCAGCAUUGGCAUUGGAUCGGACUCCCUCUGCAUUUGGCUUGCGCGCACAUAAC
Dichomitus squalens LYAD-421 SS1 is the source of this 1339-nucleotide messenger RNA. RefSeq lists its product as uncharacterized. Gene Ontology annotation, molecular function: DNA-binding transcription factor activity. The transcript has 5 exons. The record is from RefSeq and is a predicted model, not a curated record. Bases 1 to 1248 code for a protein of 415 amino acids. Lineage: Eukaryota; Fungi; Basidiomycota; Agaricomycetes; Polyporales; Polyporaceae. Gene Ontology annotation, biological process: regulation of DNA-templated transcription.